AUGGAGAUCUUUGGGUGGUCAUUAUGCACUAUAAUCUUCAUAGUUUCAAUCUCUUGGCUCCUAAUUAAACCUAGGAAAAACAACUCCCCACCAACUCCAUUUGCGCUUCCAAUCCUCGGCCAUCUCCACCUCCUCCAACCGCCGCCGCACCGGGCACUUCAAGCCCUCUCCCAAAAACACGGCGCCGUCGUCCACCUCCGCUUCGGUUCACGCGCAAUCGUCGUCGUUUCAUCCCCUUCCGCCGCCGAGCAGUGCUUCACCACCAACGACAUCAUCUUCGCGAACCGACCCAAAUCUCUCGCCGGCAAGCACCUCGGCUACAACCACUCCACUCUCGGGUUCUCCCCUUACGGCAACCACUGGCGCAAUCUCCGCCGCAUCGCCGCCGCCCACGUCUUCUCCGCCGCCAGCGUCAACCGCUCCGCCGCCGCCCGCGCCGAGGAAAUCCGUUUCCAGGCCAAGAAACUGGCCGCGGCGGGCCACGGCGGCGGGGAAUUCAGGAAAGUGAACUUGAAUGCUCUGUUCCUGGAUUUGGUUUACUCGGCGAUGAUGAGAAUUGUCGCCGGAAAACGGUGGUCGGAGCCGGCGGACAUGUUUGGUCCACCGACGGUGAUGAGUCUUUGCGACUAUUUUCCGGUUCUAAGGUGGGUGGGGUUUCAGGGCACGGAGAAGAAGUUAGUAAAGAUGAAGAAACAGAGAGAUUAUUUCCUCCAAGGUCUGAUAGAUGAAAGCCGGAAAACUAUAGAGAUGAAUAAGAAGAAGAAGAAGAAGAAGACAAUCAUUGAAGCUCUGCUAUUAUUGCAAGAAGCUGAACCGGAAACCUACACAGAUGAGGUUGUGAAGGGAGUGAUAAUGGUGAUGUUCACAGCGGGAACUCACAGUACAUCUCUCACCAUGGAAUGGGCAAUGGCAGCCUUGCUGAAUCGUCCUGACAUAUUAGAAAAGGCUAAAAAUGAAAUCCAGAUGCAAGUUGGAUGCAGUCGACUGGUGGAGGAUUCAGAUCUCUCAAGACUACUGUACUUACACUGCAUAAUCAACGAGACGCUAAGGUUGUUCCCAGCAGGACCACUUCUCGUGCCACAUUUUUCAUCCCAACACUGCACCAUAUCCGGGUACGAGGUUCCUAAAGACACAACUCUUAUAGUGAACGCUUGGGCGAUUCAUCGUGACUCUAAGGUAUGGGAAAAUGCAACCGAGUUUGAACCCGAGAGGUGGUUCAAGGAAAGCGAAGCUGCCACAGGGUUCAAGUUUGUUCCUUUUGGAAUGGGAAGAAGGGCGUGCCCUGGUUCUGGGUUGGCUAUCCGAUUGAUGAGUUUGGUUUUGGGUACGUUGAUUCAAUGCUUUGAGUGGAGAAGAGUUGGGCGUGCAUUAGUUAACAUGGAAGAAGGCAGUAGUGGUUUGAGUUUACAAAGGCUUCAGCCUUUGGAGGCCAUGUAUAGGCCACGCCAAUCUAUGGCCACACUCCUCUCUCAACUUUGA
This is a messenger RNA of Ipomoea triloba (trilobed morning glory), 1479 nucleotides long. Its product is annotated as cytochrome P450 81Q32-like. The transcript is spliced from 2 exons. Gene Ontology annotation, molecular function: iron ion binding; monooxygenase activity; heme binding. NCBI's taxonomy places the organism in Eukaryota, Viridiplantae, Streptophyta, Magnoliopsida, Solanales, Convolvulaceae. Bases 1 to 1479 code for a protein of 492 amino acids. The record is from RefSeq and is a predicted model, not a curated record.